Recurvomyces mirabilis is the source of this 552-nucleotide messenger RNA. RefSeq names its product Arf GTPase arf1 (gene ARF1). The coding region runs from base 1 to 552 and encodes 183 amino acids. Gene Ontology annotation, cellular component: cytoplasm; plasma membrane. Gene Ontology annotation, biological process: intracellular protein transport; vesicle-mediated transport. The record is from RefSeq and is a predicted model, not a curated record. Gene Ontology annotation, molecular function: GTP binding; GTPase activity. The transcript is spliced from 3 exons. NCBI's taxonomy places the organism in Eukaryota, Fungi, Ascomycota, Dothideomycetes, Mycosphaerellales, Teratosphaeriaceae.
AUGGGUCUCACCUUCUCGAAGCUGUUCGAUCGCCUCUGGGGCAAGAAGGAGAUGCGCAUUCUGAUGGUCGGUCUCGAUGCGGCCGGAAAGACGACGAUUCUGUAUAAGCUCAAGUUGGGCGAGAUUGUCACCACCAUCCCAACUAUCGGCUUCAACGUUGAAACAGUAGAGUACAAAAACAUCCAAUUCACAGUGUGGGAUGUCGGCGGGCAAGACAAGAUCCGCCCGCUCUGGCGCCACUACUUCCAAAACACCCAGGGCAUCAUCUUCGUCGUCGACAGCAACGAUCGCGACCGUGUGGUCGAGGCCCGCGAGGAGCUGCAGCGGAUGCUGAAUGAGGACGAGCUGAGGGAUGCGCUGUUGCUGGUCUUCGCCAACAAGCAGGAUUUGCCCAAUGCCAUGAAUGCGGCGGAGAUUACGGAUAAGUUGGGCUUGCAUAGUUUGAGGCAGCGUGCUUGGUACAUCCAAUCGACCUGUGCCACCAGCGGUGAUGGUCUCUACGAGGGUCUGGAGUGGCUCAGCAACUCGCUCCGCAAGGCCGGCCACAACUAA